AUGCGAGUCGUGAGGCGCUUUUUUUACACGUCCCAGCUACACCCACGUGGCAUCGUCAGGUGGUCCCUCCACUGCAGAACUGAGGCCCAUGAAAAAGCUCUGCUAUCUUUUUUUCUCCCUACCACGGCCAAGCAGCGCGCUGGAGGCAACCGGCCUGUGUUUGUCGGACCGAGAGAGCGGUACCAGCAUCAGCACCAGCAUCAGAUACCAACCAUUGGCGCAGAUCUCGGAUCCCGCUAUCCUGUUACUACGGACCACCGGCUGACAGAUUAUCUGCGCCCAUGCCUCUUUAGGGUUAUUCGAGUUGGAGUGUGUUUUGUGUGCUUGCGCACAUAUAAGAUCCUGUGUCUGUGUGUUUGUGUUUGUGAAUGUGUGGCAUAUCAGUUGGUUGAAUGA
Molecule: messenger RNA, 396 nt
Organism: Protopolystoma xenopodis
Lineage: Eukaryota; Metazoa; Platyhelminthes; Monogenea; Polystomatidea; Polystomatidae
Source: the annotation of a GenBank genome assembly